AUGGAUAAAAAGCUAGACCUUUUGUCCUUGUUUGAGUCUGAUUCCUGGCAGACUUCGGAUGACUUCCUGGAAAAUAUAUUUUCUUUAGAGCAGGGGUCGUUGAACUUUUUAGAAGAAUCACUGCCUGAUUUAAAUCUAACCACUGACAAUGCAUCUCAGCCAGAAGGACUCAGUAGUUCAUGCUCAGACAGUGGACUAUCUAGUGACCCAGCAGAAUUUGACUUCGAGCAGCAGCUAUCACCGUUCCUCAUCCAGAAUUCCUGUGAUGAGGAUCUCUCAGCGCCCGUGUUGGAACCGAUGAGCCCCUGCAACACGCAGGACGUUAUCAUUCAAGACACGAAUGACACAUCGAACAGUUCCACGGAAGUACAGGAAACGUUCGACAUGCUCGACUUCGAGCAGAACGUUGUCCCCGGCUUCCUGAACAACAGUACAUUCCAAAGUCCUGAUAAAGUUGAUAGAAAACGCCGUCUCACCCACACACAACAAGUCGUCCAGCCGAAGGUCCAAAAGCCAACAAUUAGGCUACCAGCUACAUCAAUCAAAAAACCCCAAUUAGUCGUUAAGGCUCAACCACAGAAACCCCUUAAAGUGACCAACGUUCAAGUUAUUAACCCACAAACAAAAGUGUAUUCGAAGCCCGUGGAAAGCGUUGCGCCACAGAGGAGAAUGAUUCGCGUCGCGCCGAUGGCUGGCAACCCUAGAUCCAUACUACUACCAGUAACAAUAAAAGACAUGAAAGACCUAAAAUCAAUCAAGAUCAUCAACGCCGCCGAUCUCAAGAACGCGUCCAAUAUCAAAAUAGCUGCGGCGAAUCUUCUCUCGCAGACUAAACUGCAAGAUUUCAAAGUCGAGUCUCGCAGUGACUGCGAUUACGAUCAAAAUGGCAACCCAUGUGAUGACUCAAGCAGUGAUCGCUCUGAUGACGAAGAUGACCAUAAGGAAACCCAAUUAAAUGACGGUAGAAACGGCUAUCCCCGUCUCGUUCUAACAGCGGAAGAGAGGCGGUUGCUAGCAAAGGAGGGAAUAACACUACCGACUAGCUACCCACUAACGAAACACGAAGAGAGGGAAUUAAAGAGGAUCAGGCGCAAAAUACGCAACAAAAUCUCCGCUCAAGAUUCCCGUAAACGCAAGAAGGAGUACGUCGACGGAUUGGAGGAUAGAGUCAAACAGUGCACCGCAGAAAACCAGACGCUUAUCAGGCGAAUAAAAAUACUGCAGUCUCAGAACCAUUCCCUAACGCAACAGUUGAAGAGAUUACAGAGCGUGCUGACGGGCGCGGCGGGCGGCGGCAAGGCGCAGCCGGCCACGUGCCUGCUGGUGCUGCUGCUGUCCGUGGCGCUGGUGGCGCUGCCCUCCGUGCGCGACCGCCGCGCGCCGCACGCGCACGCACACGCGCCCGCCUCCUCGCCGCUCGCCAUCACGCGCGCGCUGCUCUCCGCCACCAACACGAUGGCUCUAGACGAAACUGUAAUAGAUGAUGGUGAAUUCAACAUGGACGAGCUGAUCACUUUCAACCGCGCUAACUCCGAUCACGAUUACCAAGUGGUGAAGAGCUCAGAGAGCAAGCUUCCCGGUGGCUACGUCGAUUUGCCUAUAGAUGAAGAUUGGCCACCUAAUAAGAAACGGAUGAAACUAGACUUCAACUACGACGAUGGGAAAGACUACCUGCCGCCUAUAGUCAAGGAUGAGAAAUACGAAAAUUCAUACAAAACUACAGCCAAAAUUGAAGAUAAUGAUAUAAAGUUUGAUAACGAUUUCUUUACAAAUACUUUGCUAUCGACGGGCAGGAAACUUGGCGAGUUAUUAGAGUAUUUCCCGCCCAUACCUGUAAAGAAUGAAGAUAUUGUCGUCGAGGAGGUAUCAGACUUCGAUACUAGAAAUAAUAUAACAGGCGUGAAAAGUUUCGUCGUGAACGCCACUUUAAAUUAAUUCUAAUUAAAUAAAUUGUUCUAGCUAUUCUCACUUUUCUCGUUAUUUCCUGUCAGAUUUUUAUUUUAUAAUUCUAUACAAAUAUUUUUUUAUUUUCUAUAUUCGAUGAAAUUAUUCCUCGAUUUAGCUUAAGUCGGUAGGUGAACUCGUUUACCAUAAUUGUUAAGAUUUAAACGCUUCUCGUGAAUGUUUAACAAUUAUGAUAUACGUAAGUGAUUGAUUAGUUUAAGUAUUCGUUGGUAAGUAUAUCGAACAUAAUAAUUCGUUAAACAUGUAUUUAUUUUAAAAAUCAAAAAUAAUAUAUUGAUGAAUAUGUAAUAUAUUUUAAAGGUUUUAUUACUUUAGAAUGUCAUUCGUAUUUGCCUAGAAUAAGAUGUUUUUAAGCAUUUUUUGUUUUACGACUUGGUGCAAUUACGAUAAGUACUGAUUUUCAGUGUUAGUUAGUAUUUAGUGUAGUACAUUUAUAAUAAUACAGGAUAAGUCAGUAUAAUUCCUUAUAAUUAUUUACAGAAUUGUCGGAUCAUGAGAUCGUUGAAUUUGGAAUGCAAUUGUUAUAUGAAAUAUAUUGUGACAGAA
Messenger RNA from Melitaea cinxia (Glanville fritillary), 2511 nucleotides. RefSeq lists its product as uncharacterized. Gene Ontology annotation, biological process: regulation of transcription by RNA polymerase II. The record is from RefSeq and is a predicted model, not a curated record. The transcript is spliced from 9 exons. Gene Ontology annotation, cellular component: nucleus. Bases 1 to 1935 code for a protein of 644 amino acids. Gene Ontology annotation, molecular function: RNA polymerase II cis-regulatory region sequence-specific DNA binding; DNA-binding transcription factor activity, RNA polymerase II-specific. NCBI's taxonomy places the organism in Eukaryota, Metazoa, Arthropoda, Insecta, Lepidoptera, Nymphalidae.